GUCGCUUGCUAGCGUUGCAUGUACUCCAUUCAAAAGAUUCUUGCCUUGCAGUUGCUCACGUUUUUGGAAAAUAGUAAUUUACGUGGUUGCUCGGCUUCUUUUGUCGGUUUUUUUUUUAGAUAAGUUAGCAAAAAACAGCAGUGGACGUGUAAAAAGUAGCGAAAUAUGGAUGAAGAGGAUGAUCCGGUGGUUGAAGAGAUUCCGGUUUAUCUGUCGAAGACCUUGGCGGAGAACUUGUAUGUGCUGCAGUAUCCGGUGAAAUCUUCCGCAUCCACGUUCGACGACGGUCAGGUGGUAAAUUGUUGCGUGAAACCAAUCAACCAACAGGUAAAAGUAGAUUACGCGUUGAACACAGCUUCGAAAAAUUACGAUUCCUUCAAAGGAGAGCAGUUCGCGAUUGCAGCGGAUGGGAAGGAAAAGGACCGUCAGGCGAAGCCAACCUUCCGUAGCGGUACCAUGGACAAGCAGUCCUUUAUGAGUUCGAAACCCAUCGAGGACGUGAACCGGUACAUGGUCUGUGUGAUGCAGGACCGGGAAAUUCAUGCCACUCCCGUCCGUGGAAUCGUCUCGAUGCGGCAAGUAUUCUCUUACUUCGAUAAGCAAGAUAAGAGAACGAAGGCGGAACAGAAAGCUGAACAGGACGCGGAUGCAGAUGAGGAAGAACUGAAACAGGUUACGGUCAAGUUUGCCCGAACCGAGAACGAGAAGGUGCGGAAGGCCAGAGAAAAAUCGUUCAACUACAUCUCGAAGCUAGAAUCGGAGGAGCCAUGGUGCGAAACGUUCUGGCACAACAAAAAAUCCACUACGGCCGAACUGGAACGGCACAAGCUGUUCUGCAGUUCUGGGUCCAGGGACGGAGCAGAAAGUGCCCUUAAUGUGGGUACCGCGGAGUACCUGGAUAUGUUGAUUAGUAAGGAGAAAACCGAUAGAAAUAUCGAUUCUAUGCUGCCAAGUCGGGUUGUCUGCAUGCACAAGUUGAAGCAGAUGGCACUCGUCGAUCAGAUUAAGGUUAUUCUUAAGGAUGCAAAAGUUCUCACGUUCCACCAGAUAACGGAACUCCUCCCGGAUCGAACACUCCCGGCGGACAAAGUCCUUCGUUCGCUCCCCCUAGCAGGUGUUCUCAUCCGAGGCAACUGGGUAGUCCAAUCGGAGAUAAUCUACCCGGAGGGGAGCGUUUCCAGCACCAACGGAGUGCCGGCGGAACAGAUGUGCAAAGCACGGGAUUACAUUCUGUUCCGGUUUACCCAGUGCGAUAAGUUGGAACGGCACCAGUUGGCCUUUAUUACGCAGCUUCCGUCAGAGGAGAUCCGCGAGAUACUGUGCUCGGUUGCGAAGCUGAACGCCGAUCGGACGUGGAGUUUGCUGUUGCCACCAAAUGAAGAUUUCUCCGCCAACGAGCAGGAAAUCAGUGAUAGACAGAACGCUUUCUGGACCGCCCGGGCGGAUAAGUUUAACGAAAUGGAGAAAUCCACCAAGCGGGUGCGGAAAAAGUCCUCCCGGUCGGAAAGCAAGUACGACCCCAAAAUGAGCAAUGGUUAGCGUGGUAAAAUUUGCCGGAGGGGUGUUAUGUUAUGAACCAAUUUACACGUUACAAAUCGAAUAGGUACUCAAGACUAUUUAUACUAAUUAUCGAAAAUACAGCAUAAUUAAGAAAUUCUGAAA
Messenger RNA from Armigeres subalbatus, 1662 nucleotides. RefSeq names its product DNA-directed RNA polymerase III subunit RPC5 (gene Polr3E). Gene Ontology annotation, cellular component: nucleus; RNA polymerase III complex. The record is from RefSeq and is a predicted model, not a curated record. The transcript is spliced from 4 exons. Gene Ontology annotation, biological process: tRNA transcription by RNA polymerase III. NCBI's taxonomy places the organism in Eukaryota, Metazoa, Arthropoda, Insecta, Diptera, Culicidae. Bases 166 to 1539 code for a protein of 457 amino acids.